Molecule: messenger RNA, 1628 nt
Organism: Exophiala mesophila
Lineage: Eukaryota; Fungi; Ascomycota; Eurotiomycetes; Chaetothyriales; Herpotrichiellaceae
Exons: 1
Coding region: 732-1058 (108 amino acids)
Source: RefSeq, a predicted model, not a curated record
AAACUUUUGCGCACUGUAACACUCACGGCACCUUUGAGUCUUUGCUUUCACACUUGAUUGAACCUUACCUUCUGUCCCUGUAAUCUACCCUCCACAUUUGGUGUCGCUUCGCUCGCGCUCGCUCUCGUUCUCGCUUUUAGACUCUCUCUUUCUCGUACUUCUUUAAUAACACACCCAGAUCCCUUCGUAUCGUAAUCUUGAUCCUCCUUCUCCUUCUCCUUCUCCUUUGGUCAUUUUUACUCUCCAUCCCACUACUACUGGCGGUUGUUGAUCUCGACAGACCUCAUCCUUUCUCACUCCGCCCAAACAUUUUUCCGCCACUACGCUAGAUAACUCGACUCCAAACCACCACCCGCUCAACCUCUGGCCCUCCUCGUCAAUAUACUUUGAGUACGACUACGCUCUGCGCAGGACCGCCAAUCUACAAAAUCCAACUUUUGUGACCCUGUUGGCCGAAAACAGCGAAUUUAUUGUACAUCUGUACGGAGUCUAGACAAUGGGAGCGCAGCGGUAGACAAUCUCGUUGCACUCCGGACUCGUUCCAUUUGCGCAUGACUUAGGCAAUGGACUAUUCUACCCUCCACUCCUCCAACGAAGCAAGAUCAAAUCCUCUCACACAACGACAACAUAUCCUACCGACCCAUCGAUCGUAACAUUUGACACCGGCCGCAUAUAUCACUUAUCCCAUCUUUUUGUCCUCAUAAGAAUCGUCUUCCGUCCGACGACCCAAAAUGUGCAUAUAUUACACAUAUCAUUGGAAUUGCUGCCCAGGGACGGCAAGACCAGCUCCAUAUUAUUUGCAUGAAAUGUGCGACAAAGCCACUGCUCCGAAACCAGCGACCAGAGCCGACAGACUGCUCAAGAAAUGUAAAGUGGUCCAUGAGAUUCUCGACGGCGCCGAAGCCGAGAACCCUUGCCCUCGGUGUGGGUACGUCGUCCCCACCCCUCACCUGACAACAAUAGCUGACAUGCAAAUACUAGGACCAAGCCUGAAAACUGUGAUCAAGUAUCACCAUCUGACGACAAUUGACGAACUUUUGCUUGAGAAUUCAUGGUGAAUUUGGGGUCCUGGACAUGGACAAAAUUUGUAUCAAAUAAGUGGUGUUUGAGCGUUUGGAUGGCACCAUAAUGAGUGUGGAAAUUAAUUGUUUCGGAAGAUCUGCAUGUCAUUUUGGCACAGGUUUAGCUGUUUAUUGGGGUGAGGAUGUGAGCUCGUCCUUGAUGAGCUUUUUAAUGCCAGCGUUGAGACCGUCAAUUUCUCCCGCCCAGGCAUCACCGCUUCCUGCCCAUCUGAUCUUGCAGGAAGGGUCGACGAGAUAGACGUAUCCGACCUGGGAAUUGAGAAGACCUAUGGCGUCUCGAAUUUCAUCAGUCAAACCUCGGCGGAUAUCGCGGGGGAGCUUGAUCAUGAAGUAUUUGUCCCACCGCUCCUUCGGAAUCAUUCGUCUGAGUCGAUACUUGAAGAGCCAGACUAGCCAAGACCGUGCAAUAUCGCCUUGUAGAUUGAUGUCAAUCCUCUGGACCAUUCCAUCACUGUUUUCGAGGAGCUUGUUCAGUUGUGGAUUCUCCUUUGCUCCAACAAAUGACUCGACUUGCUCCGUAGCCCACUCGUUUGCCUGGAAGCAAAC